Molecule: messenger RNA, 570 nt
Organism: Aspergillus fijiensis CBS 313.89
Lineage: Eukaryota; Fungi; Ascomycota; Eurotiomycetes; Eurotiales; Aspergillaceae
Exons: 1
Coding region: 1-390 (129 amino acids)
Source: RefSeq, a predicted model, not a curated record
AUGACUAUGGUCGAGGUCGCCGACAAGGCGUCGGCGGAGGAGAAGAAGGCCAUGAUCGAGGAGAUCAUCUUUGGCGUCCUCAUGAUUGUCCCCUUCUUGGGAGAGGUCCGGCUCAUUUCGGACGGGCUGGAGCAGCUGGCCGACAUGAUGUCGCUCAUUGGGGACGCGGGCGCCUUGGGCAGUACGAUCUACGGGGUAGUCACCGACCCGGACUCGGCGAUCUUGGAUAUCUUCGAGCUCGCCUUAGGGGGCGGGGUCCGGACCCCGGACGAGUUCGAAAAAGCCGCCAAUGCCCGUCGCGGGUUGACUGACGACGAGGUUAUCAGUCUGGGAUCGGACUGGAAAUCCUGGAGUGAUGACCUCUCCGAGGUGCAGUCGGUGUGCUACUAAGGGCUGGCCGGAUCCGGAGAUGGGUACAUCUCGCAGAGAUGUUACGUCGGAUGUACAGUGCGUACAUUUCUUGAUCUAUGGCAUACCAAUGAAUAUUUUGAUUUUCUCCAACACUGAGGGAGGCGUAUCUUCCUUGACCUACUCUCUCCACAAUUUUUGCUUUGUCUCCCUCUCUCUUCC